Melopsittacus undulatus (budgerigar) is the source of this 453-nucleotide messenger RNA. It is a transcript of the gene FAM174C, whose product is annotated as family with sequence similarity 174 member C. NCBI's taxonomy places the organism in Eukaryota, Metazoa, Chordata, Aves, Psittaciformes, Psittaculidae. Bases 1 to 453 code for a protein of 150 amino acids. The transcript is spliced from 2 exons. Gene Ontology annotation, cellular component: extracellular region. The record is from RefSeq and is a predicted model, not a curated record.
AUGCUGCGGCCGGAGCCGCUCUGCCUCCUCCUCCUCCUCCUCCUCCUCCCCCCGCACGGUGCCCGGGCGCCCCCCCCGGCUCCUCCGCCCACCCCGGGCCCGAGCAACGCCACGGGCGCCACCCGGGCGGCCGCGGGUAACGGGACGCGGCCGAGCCCCUCGCUGGAGCCGCGGCGGGCGCCGGGCUUGGGGCUGCUGCCGGGCGCGGGGCUGCCGGUGCUGAAGCGGGCGGUCUAUGUGCUGAGCGCGCUCUCGGCCAUAGCCGCGCUCUACUUCCUGCUGCGGGCGUGCCGGUCACAGGGACCCAAAAACCAGCGAAAAACUCAUUUCAGGUUGAAGAAACCCCAGCGGAGGAAAUACGGGCUCCUGUCGAGCCAUGACGAGAACACGGAGAUGGCCUCGCUCGACAGCGACGAGGACACGGUGUUUGAGAUGAGGAACCUGCGGCGGUAA